CCUGUAGUCAUAUUUGUGCGACGCGUAUAUUUGUUUCCUUUCCAGGAGUCUUGCUUGGCCGGCGGCGACUGCGAGUAGUGCUGCUGCCAUCAUGUCCGACACGGAGAGCGACGAAGAUUCUGCCGUUGAUGGCCCAUUUUCUUUAACCGGUUUUCUUUUCGGCAACAUCAAUGGAGCUGGGCAGCUGGAGGGGGAAAGCGUCCUGGAUGAUGAGUGUAAGAAGCACCUAGCAGGCCUGGGGGCUUUGGGUCUUGGCAGCCUGAUCACUGAACUCACUGCCAAUGAAGAAUUGACUGGAACUGAUGGUGCCUUGGUAAAUGAUGAAGGCUGGAUUAGGAGUACAGAAGAUGCUGUGGACUAUUCGGAUAUCAAUGAGGUAGCAGAAGAUGAAAGCCGAAGAUACCAGCAGACAAUGGGAAGCUUGCAGCCUCUUUGCCACACAGACUAUGAUGAAGAUGACUAUGAUGCUGAUUGUGAAGACAUUGAUUGCAAGCUAAUGCCUCCCCCACCUCCACCCCCAGGACCAAUAAAGAAAGAUAAGGACCAGGAUGCUAUUAGUGAUGUGUCUGAAGAUGGAGAAGGCAUCAUCUUGCCCUCCAUCAUUGCCCCUUCCUCUUUGGCCUCAGAGAAAGUGGACUUCAGUAGUUCCUCUGACUCAGAAUCUGAGAUGGGACCUCAAGAAGUAACACAGGCAGAAUGUGAGGAUGGAAAGCUGACUCUACCAUUGGCGGGGAUUAUGCAGCAUGAUGCCACAAAGCUGUUGCCAAGUGUCACAGAACUUUUUCCAGAAUUUCGGCCUGGGAAGGUAUUACGCUUCUUACGUCUUUUUGGACCAGGGAAAAAUAUUCCAUCUGUUUGGCGGAGUGCUAGGAGAAAGAGGAAGAAGAAGCACCGUGAGCUAAUACAGGAAGAGCAGAUGCCGGAGGUGGAGUCCUCAGUAGAAGUAGAAGUCAGCCAGAAGUCUUUGUGGACCUAUGACUAUGCUCCACCACCACCUCCAGAGCAGUGUCUCUCUGAUGACGAAAUCACAAUGAUGGCUCCUAUUGAGUCAAAGUUUUCCCAGUUAACUGGAGAUACAGAUAAAGUGAUGGAUACAAAACCAAGAGUGGCUGAGUGGCGUUAUGGUCCUGCUCGACUGUGGUAUGAUAUGCUGGGUGUCCCUGAAGAUGGCAGUGGGUUUGAUUAUGGCUUCAAACUGAGAAAGAGUGAGCAUGAACCUGUGAUAAAAUGCAAAAUGAUGGAGGAUUUAAAGAAGCUUGAGGAAGGCAAUGGCAUUGAUCUUCUGGCUGAUGAAAACUUUCUAAUGGUGACUCAACUGCAUUGGGAGGAUGAUAUCAUCUGGGAUGGGGAGGAUGUCAAACAUAAAGAGACAAAACCUCAGCGGGCAAGCUUAGCAGGCUGGCUUCCUUCCAGUAUGACUAGGAAUGCCAUGGCUUACAAUGUUCAGCAGGGUUUUACAGCCACUUUGGAUGAUGACAAACCUUGGUAUUCCAUUUUUCCCAUUGAUAAUGAGGAUUUGGUAUAUGGACGCUGGGAGGACAAUAUCAUUUGGGAUGCUCAGGCUAUGCCCUGCUUGCUGGAACCUCCUGUUUUGACUCUUGAUCCCAAUGAUGAGAACCUUAUUUUAGAAAUUCCUGAUGAGAAGGAAGAGGCCACUUCUAAUUCCCCCUCCAAAGAAAGUAAGAAAGAAUCAUCUCUGAAGAAGAGUCGAAUUCUCUUGGGGAAAACAGGAGUUAUUAAGGAGGAACCACAACAGAACAUGUCUCAACCAGAAGUGAAAGAUCCAUGGAAUCUCUCAAAUGAUGAGUAUUACUACCCCAAACAACAAGGCCUUCGAGGUACUUUUGGAGGGAAUAUUAUCCAGCAUUCAAUUCCUGCUGUGGAGUUACGACAGCCCUUCUUUCCUACCCACAUGGGACCCAUCAAACUCCGGCAGUUCCAUCGCCCACCACUGAAAAAGUAUUCCUUUGGGGCGCUAUCUCAGCCAGGUCCCCAUGCAGUUCAGCCUUUACUAAAGCAUAUCAAAAAGAAGGCCAAGAUGAGGGAACAGGAGAGGCAAGCAUCGGGUGGUGGAGAAAUGUUUUUUAUGCGCACACCUCAGGACCUCACAGGCAAAGAUGGAGAUCUUAUUCUUGCAGAGUACAGUGAGGAAAAUGGACCCUUAAUGAUGCAAGUUGGCAUGGCAACCAAGAUAAAAAACUAUUAUAAACGAAAACCUGGAAAAGAUCCUGGAGCCCCAGAUUGUAAAUAUGGGGAAACUGUUUACUGCCAUACAUCACCUUUUCUGGGCUCUCUCCAUCCUGGCCAAUUACUACAGGCUUUUGAGAACAACCUUUUUCGUGCUCCAAUUUAUCUUCAUAAGAUGCCAGAAACUGACUUCUUGAUCAUUCGAACAAGACAGAGUUAUUAUAUUCGGGAACUAGUAGAUAUUUUUGUGGUUGGCCAGCAGUGUCCCUUGUUUGAAGUUCCUGGGCCCAACUCGAAAAGGGCUAAUACACAUAUUCGAGACUUUCUACAGGUUUUUAUUUAUCGUCUCUUUUGGAAGAGUAAAGAUCGGCCCCGGCGAAUCCGAAUGGAAGAUAUAAAAAAAGCCUUUCCUUCUCAUUCAGAAAGCAGCAUCAGAAAGAGGCUAAAGCUAUGUGCUGACUUCAAACGCACAGGGAUGGACUCAAACUGGUGGGUGCUGAAAUCUGAUUUUCGUUUACCAACGGAAGAGGAAAUCAGAGCUAUGGUAUCACCAGAGCAGUGUUGUGCAUAUUAUAGCAUGAUAGCUGCAGAGCAGCGACUAAAGGAUGCUGGCUAUGGAGAAAAGUCAUUUUUUGCUCCAGAAGAAGAAAAUGAAGAAGAUUUCCAAAUGAAGAUUGAUGAUGAAGUGCGAACUGCUCCUUGGAACACCACAAGAGCUUUCAUUGCCGCCAUGAAGGGAAAAUGUCUACUGGAGGUGACUGGCGUGGCAGAUCCCACAGGCUGUGGUGAAGGUUUCUCCUAUGUGAAGAUUCCAAACAAACCAACACAGCAGAAGGAUGAUAAGGAGCCUCAGCCAGUGAAGAAGACUGUGACAGGAACAGAUGCAGACCUUCGUCGCCUUUCUUUGAAAAAUGCCAAGCAACUUCUGCGUAAAUUUGGUGUGCCUGAGGAAGAGAUUAAAAAAUUGUCCCGCUGGGAAGUUAUUGAUGUUGUACGCACAAUGUCAACGGAACAAGCCCGCUCUGGAGAGGGGCCCAUGAGUAAAUUUGCCCGAGGAUCAAGGUUUUCUGUGGCUGAACAUCAAGAACGUUACAAAGAGGAAUGUCAGCGCAUCUUUGACCUUCAAAACAAGGUUUUGUCAUCAACAGAACUCUUAUCAACUGACACAGACAGCAGCUCAGCUGAAGACAGUGACUUUGAAGAAAUGGGAAAAAAUAUUGAGAAUAUGUUGCAGAACAAGAAAACCAGCUCUCAGUUAUCACGUGAACGGGAGGAGCAAGAGAGGAAGGAACUACAGAGGAUGCUACUUGCUGCAGGUUCAGCAGGAGGAGGGAAUAAUCACAGAGAUGAUGACACAGCUUCUGUGACUAGCCUUAACUCCUCUGCCACUGGUCGCUGUCUUAAGAUAUAUCGCACUUUUCAAGAUGAAGAAGGUAAAGAAUAUGUUCGAUGUGAGACAGUCCGAAAACCAGCUGUCAUGGAUGCUUAUGUGCGCAUACGGACCACAAAAGAUGAAGAAUUCAUUCGAAAAUUUGCCCUUUUUGAUGAGCAGCAUAGAGAAGAGAUGCGAAAAGAACGGCGAAGGAUUCAGGAGCAACUGAGGAGGCUUAAACGGAACCAGGAAAAGGAAAAGCUUAAAGGUCCUCCUGAGAAGAAGCCCAAAAAAAUGAAGGAACGCCCUGACCUAAAACUAAAAUGUGGAGCAUGUGGUGCCAUUGGACACAUGAGGACAAACAAAUUCUGUCCCCUUUAUUACCAAACAAAUGCCCCACCUUCCAAUCCUGUUGCUAUGACUGAGGAGCAGGAGGAAGAGUUGGAAAAGACAGUCAUUCAUAAUGAUAAUGAAGAACUUAUCAAGGUUGAAGGGACUAAGAUUGUGUUGGGGAAACAGCUAAUUGAGAGUGCAGAUGAAGUUCGCAGAAAAUCUCUGGUUCUCAAGUUCCCUAAACAGCAACUUCCUCCCAAGAAGAAACGACGGGUUGGAACUACAGUUCACUGUGACUAUUUGAAUAGACCUCAUAAAUCUAUCCACCGGCGCCGGACUGACCCUAUGGUAACACUCUCAUCUAUCUUGGAGUCCAUCAUCAAUGACAUGAGAGAUCUUCCAAAUACAUACCCUUUCCACACUCCAGUCAAUGCAAAGGUUGUAAAGGACUAUUACAAAAUCAUCACUCGACCAAUGGAUCUCCAAACACUCCGUGAAAAUGUGCGCAAACGCCUCUACCCAUCUCGGGAAGAGUUUAGGGAGCAUUUGGAGCUAAUUGUGAAAAAUAGUGCAACCUACAAUGGGCCGAAACACUCAUUGACCCAGAUUUCUCAAUCCAUGCUGGAUCUCUGUGAUGAAAAGCUUAAAGAGAAAGAAGACAAAUUAGCUCGUUUAGAGAAAGCAAUCAAUCCGUUGCUGGAUGAUGAUGACCAAGUGGCAUUUUCUUUCAUUCUGGACAAUAUUGUAACUCAGAAAAUGAUGGCAGUUCCAGAUUCUUGGCCAUUUCAUCACCCAGUUAAUAAGAAGUUUGUUCCAGAUUAUUACAAAGUAAUUGUCAACCCAAUGGAUUUAGAGACUAUACGUAAGAAUAUUUCCAAGCACAAAUACCAGAGUCGGGAGAGCUUUUUAGAUGAUGUAAACCUAAUUCUGGCCAACAGUGUUAAGUACAAUGGUCCUGAGAGUCAAUAUACUAAGACUGCUCAGGAGAUUGUGAAUGUUUGUUACCAGACAUUAACCGAGUAUGAUGAACAUCUGACUCAACUUGAAAAGGAUAUUUGUACAGCUAAAGAAGCAGCUUUGGAGGAAGCAGACUUAGAAAGUCUGGACCCAAUGACACCAGGGCCUUACACACCUCAGCCUCCUGAUUUAUAUGAUACUACCACAUCCCUCAGUGUGUCUCGAGAUGCCUCUGUAUUUCAAGAUGAGAGCAGUCUAUCUGUCCUGGAUAUUCCCACUGCUACUCCAGAAAAGCAGGUAACACAGGAAAGUGAAGAGGGAAAUGAUGCUGUUGCAGAUGAAGAGGAAGGAACUGUGCAACAGCCUCAAUCUAGUGUCCUUUAUGAGGAUUUGCUUAUGUCUGAAGGAGAAGAUGAUGAGGAAGAUGCUGGAACUGAUGAAGAAGGCGAUAACCCUUUCUCUGCUAUUCAGCUGAGUGAAAGUGGAAGUGACUCUGAUGUGGGAACCAGUGGUAUAAGACCCAAACAGCCCCGCAUGCUUCAGGAGAAUACAAGGAUGGGGAUGGAAAAUGAAGAAAGUAUGAUGUCCUAUGAGGGAGACGGUGGGGAGACUUCCCGUGGUUUGGAAGAUAGCAACAUCAGUUAUGGGAGCUAUGAGGAGCCUGAUCCCAAGUCGAACACCCAGGACACAAGCUUCAGCAGCAUCGGUGGGUAUGAGGUAUCAGAGGAGGAAGAAGAUGAGGAGGAAGAGCAGCGCUCUGGGCCAAGUGUACUAAGCCAGGUCCACCUGUCAGAGGACGAGGAGGACAGUGAGGAUUUCCACUCCAUUGCUGGGGACAGUGACUUGGACUCUGAUGAAUGAGGAUUCCUUGGGGUCUCUUUAGUCAGCCUUCUUUGUUCUCCAGCCUAGGUGAUUCACCUUUCCCCAAUUUGUUAUAUUUGUACAAUGUUUGAUCCUGAAAUUAUAGAUUAACACCUUACUUUUAAUAAUAAGUAUAUGAUAAUAGUCACCUCUCCUAAUCUUGUUGGGGCAGUGUCGCCUAUUGAUUUAAAACAAAGCAACUUUGUUCCCCUUAGCACUAACAGAAAAAGAAACCUUACUCUUCUCCAAUGCCCUCCAUUAAUGCCAUUUAUUGCUACUGACAUAAUUUGUCCUUGAGGACAAAUUAUGAGAAGGAAUUAUAAAAAGACUAGUAACUAUGUCCUCCUGAUGUAUUAGGAAACUUCUAAGCAUGGUGUCAUUUCUUUUUCUAAUUUUCCAAGCUGAAAUAGGUGAGAACCCUCCCUUCCCCCCUGUUAGAACAGAGAAUUGGGUUCUGGAAAGCUCUAUGCCACACUUCAAAACAAACCUGUUGGACAAACUGUCCAUUUUCUGGUUAUUUACUUACUUGGUAAUUCAAUGCCUUGUUUCUAAAUGGAUUUGAGGCAAAUAGCUGUACAUUUUUGAAUCAUUUUGUAUGUCAGAAAUGAUAUGUUGCUGUGUAAAUGUGUUCUUUUUCCUCCUACCCCAGGGGAAAAGCUAGGAAAGUGGUGAGUUACUUAGGGCAAAGAUUUGUCUUCUGUUUCUUGUCAUUCUUAAGAUAUGGCUGUGUGCAAAGAAGAUGCUCAGUAAUGUUUCCAGAAUCAUAAAAUGCUCCAGAGAUGCAUUACUAAGUGUCUGCUGCAUGAUAAGCAUAAUUAGACCCAUAGUAUGCAAAGACACAUGCCUUUUACCCAAAGAGCUCACCACCAAAUUGGGGGAGGAGGGGUGGAAUUGGAAAUCAUUACAGAACUGUGAGGUAAGUGUGACUUAGAAGCUAGCUGUAAAGUGUAGGGGAUAACAGAUGCGUGAUCCUGUUUGAAAAUCAGGGAAGUCUUUCUAGAGGCAAUUUUUAAGAUGUUAUUGAAGAAUCAACUAGUAGGAACUUGUCAGAUGGAAAAGUCCAGGCAGAGUAUAUGAUAAAGUGAAAAGGCCAAAAUCUAGAAGUGACAGAGUGUGUUCCUAGUUUGUUUGUUUGUUUGUUUGUACCUGCCUUGUUUCAGAAAGGAUUUAGGUGAUUUAUGCUCUAAUCUUUUCAAUGACUGAAGAUGAGAUUGAAAAAUGGGCAGGAAGCAUAUUGUCAUGAGUUUUUAUAAUUAAUGUUAUAUAAUGAAUGAUGAUAAUGAAGGAAUUUUACAUUAUGAGAAAUGAAAUCUAGAGGAGUGAUUUGUGUUUUAGAAAUUUUCUCCUGAUUAAGUGAGUUAAGAAAAAUUGAUUCAUGUAACAGACAUGAAUGAACCUAUUUUGUAAAAGACAAAAUCAUGUGUUCAUGUGUUUAUAUACACUUGUGUAUGCAAAGGGAAAGAUAUGAAAGGAUAUAUGCUAAAUUGCUCACACAGAUAAUCUCUCGCGAAGAGAAUGGAGGAAAGGUUAUGUGGCUAUAUGUAUAUUAGGUAGGUAUUGUGCUUUUAUUUCUGUAUUUGGAUUUUAUAAGUAUGCAUUAUUUUUUAAUAAAUUUUUUUUAAAUUUCA
Molecule: messenger RNA, 7338 nt
Organism: Perognathus longimembris pacificus (Pacific pocket mouse)
Lineage: Eukaryota; Metazoa; Chordata; Mammalia; Rodentia; Heteromyidae
Gene: Taf1
Product: TATA-box binding protein associated factor 1
Exons: 38
Coding region: 92-5710 (1872 amino acids)
Biological process (GO): transcription by RNA polymerase II; DNA-templated transcription initiation; RNA polymerase II preinitiation complex assembly
Cellular component (GO): transcription factor TFIID complex
Molecular function (GO): histone acetyltransferase activity; DNA binding; TBP-class protein binding
Source: RefSeq, a predicted model, not a curated record